Folsomia candida is the source of this 483-nucleotide messenger RNA. RefSeq names its product calcium-binding protein 2-like. Gene Ontology annotation, molecular function: calcium ion binding. Bases 1 to 483 code for a protein of 160 amino acids. The record is from RefSeq and is a predicted model, not a curated record. NCBI's taxonomy places the organism in Eukaryota, Metazoa, Arthropoda, Collembola, Entomobryomorpha, Isotomidae. The transcript has a single exon.
AUGGGGAAAUCCCACAUUCUGGAGAAACCAUUUACCCCAGAAGAGCUGGAAAAGUUCAAAGGGAUCCUGCAAAGUCUCCCAUCCUACAAAGACGGUACAAUCCACAAUUCUGAAUAUAUCAUAUUCUGCAACGCAGCCGGUAUUCCGACCACACCUGAACAAGCCGAAGCGUACAAAAAUUACUUCCGUGUCCCGUACGGAGAUGAACUAGCUCGGGUCAGCGAUAUCAUAAAAGUGUUCGAAAGCCUGCACGAUAUCCAAGCCUACUGCCUCACCGUUGCCAAGCAUUUCGACAAGAAUGGCGACGGACUUAUCUCAGCGGAUGAGUACGAAGCUGGCGUUGCAGCGAUGAAAGCCUUCGACCCAGGCCUGUUUGGGGAAAAGGGGAAAUUCAAGUUUGACGAAUUAAUAAAAAAAGCGGAUACAAAUAAGGAUGGGAAAUUACAAGUUGAAGAGUUGGCUGCCUGGUUUUCAACUAUGUAA